Messenger RNA from Trichoderma aggressivum f. europaeum, 930 nucleotides. RefSeq lists its product as uncharacterized. The transcript has a single exon. The coding region runs from base 1 to 930 and encodes 309 amino acids. Gene Ontology annotation, cellular component: cytoplasm. Gene Ontology annotation, molecular function: isopentenyl-diphosphate delta-isomerase activity. Gene Ontology annotation, biological process: isopentenyl diphosphate biosynthetic process; isoprenoid biosynthetic process. Lineage: Eukaryota; Fungi; Ascomycota; Sordariomycetes; Hypocreales; Hypocreaceae. The record is from RefSeq and is a predicted model, not a curated record.
AUGUCGACAACCACCACCACAACGACAGCGGCGCAGCCCAUUACGGCUGAGACCAUCCUUCGUCUCUUCCCCGACAUCGACACCACCAGCGAGGCGCUUUCGGGCCACGAUGAAGAGCAGAUCCGCCUGAUGGACGAGGUCUGCAUCGUAACGGACGACAACGAUGCGCCAAUUGGCACCGCAAGCAAGAAGAUUUGUACGGAACCCCUCUCUUCUCUCUUCUCCCUCUCCAUCCAAUUCCAGGGACGAGUACGGCAACUCUCUCGACUAACACGAGCCCUUCUAGGCCACCUGAUGACCAACAUCGACAAGGGACUCUUGCACCGUGCCUUUUCCGUCUUCCUCUUCAACGACAAGAACGAGCUGCUCCUCCAGCAGCGCGCCUCUGAAAAGAUCACCUUCCCAGACAUGUGGACCAACACCUGCUGCUCCCACCCUCUGAGCAUCCCCACCGAGACGGGCGCCAACCUGGUCGACUCUAUUGCCGGAGCCAAGCGCGCGGCUCAGCGCAAGCUGGAUCACGAGCUUGGCAUCAAGAAGGAGCAGGUCCCGUUUGAAAACUUCCGCUUCUUGACCCGAAUCCACUACAAGGCUCCCAGCGACGGCAAAUGGGGCGAGCACGAGAGUACGAGACUGAGCGGUCCCAUCUACAGGCCAUGUAAUGGAACUCGAACUAACGAUUUCUCUCAACUAGUUGACUACAUCCUCUUCAUCAAGGCCAACGUCGACCUCAACCCCAACGAGAACGAAGUGCAGGCCACUCAAUAUGUCACUGCCGAUGGCCUCAAGAAGCUGUUUGAAGACCCCAGCCUCAAGUUUACUCCUUGGUUCAAGCUGAUCUGCAACUCGAUGCUCUUCGAGUGGUGGGAGAGCCUUGAUUCCGGACUGGACAAGUACACCGACGAGCAGGAGAUUCGACGUAUGCUGUAA